This is a messenger RNA of Symbiodinium sp. CCMP2456, 2088 nucleotides long. The record is from the annotation of a GenBank genome assembly. NCBI's taxonomy places the organism in Eukaryota, Dinophyceae, Suessiales, Symbiodiniaceae.
AUGGGUGGCGGAGCCAGCGCGGCUGCUUCGGCCGAGGCCGACCCCGCAGUGACCGAGGCCCUCGGCCGCGGAGAGCUGACGAAGUAUUUCCUUGGCCCGUACUUAGACGGCAAAGUCUACAAAGGGUCGCAAUACUCGGAGGGCACGUUGGGCGAUUUGCUGACCUUCGACUACCCGGCUCAACAUGACGAAGCGGAUGAGGAGGAGAAUGAGAAUGAUGAUCAAGAAGAAAACGAUGAUGAUGAUGCUGCUGAUGAUGAUGAGGCGAAGAAUGACGUUGAAGACAUCGACGAUGAAGACGAGAAGAGUGAUGAUGCCGGUGGACUUGUGAGUGUGUGGCAGUAUGCAUUGGACUUGCGCGAUGUUCGAAGAGGGUCUGGUCAACAAGACCUUUGUGUGCUUUAUCACUAUACCCACGAGCUGGCCUUCCGCAAUGUGGCCAACAUGGAACCGACCACUGCCGAGAUUUUCGCGUCACUGGUGGACUCCAGGGCCCACUUUGGGAAAGGCGUUUAUUGUACACAGCAUGAACCAGCUGUAUGGGGCUCCCGCACUCGUAUUUUGCUGAACAACUACAGCAACUUGAGCCCUUUGCGCGACACAGCAGACGCGGAGUCUCAGCGAGUGGAGCAGGAAUGGGGCACCGGCAAUGCUGAAGGCCAUCGCGCAGCCUUCUGCAUUCCGAUUCUAGUGCCGAGGGAGCUCGCGUACAACAUCUUUGAAGAACAGACGCGCGACCUCGCCCACAAGAGCGUGCGCGACGUCGAAACAGGAGAGGAGCGCCGGAUCCGGCUUGGCGAGGAUUACAAAGGGCGGCCUGUAGACCGCAACCGGGAUGUUUGGGUUCUACAGGUGGUGAACGAAGCUGGAGAGGUGCAACAUGCCGGCGCCGAAGCAGAUGGUCUGCUGAGGCUGUUAAGGACUCGCCUAGCAAAUCUCCGGGAAGAGCUGGGAGACGAUGCAAAGCCAACCCUGGACUGCAUGUACGAGCUUGGGAGUAGGCUACAUGGCCGCUCCUACCAUGACGAAGCAGAGAAGCUUUACGAGGAGUGUUUGGACCGCCGCAGGGCCAAGCUGGGCGAAAGUCACACGGAUACUCUGGAUUCGAUGAACAAUCUUGCUUUGCUUCUGGAGGACAUGGGACGAAUUGAGGAGGCCGAGCAGCUGCUUUGCAAAGCGUUGGAGGGCAGCCGUACCAAAUCUGGCAAGACACAUCCAGCAACGCUGGAUUCGAUGAACAAUUUGGCUGUCUUGCUGCAGGACCAGGAACGUUUUCAGGAGGCCGAGUCCCUCCAUCGCGAAGCGCUGGAGGGUCGCCGGGCCAAGUUGGGCCGGAUGCACCCGGAUACGCUGACGUCGAUGAACAAUCUGGCAAAUUGUUUGCAGGCCCAGAGAAGGUACGAGGAGGCCGAGUCGCUCCACCGCGAGGAGCUGGAGGGCUGCCGGGCCAAGUUGGGUGAGACGCACCCAGAUACGCUGUCAUCCAUGAACAACGUGGGGAUGUUGCUGCAGGCACAGGAACACUAUGAGGAGGCGGAGCAGCUGCUCCGCAAGGCGUUGGAGGGUCGCUGUGCCAAGCUCGGCAAGACACAUCCAGACACGCUGGGUUCGAUGAACAAUGUGGCUUCGGUGCUGCAGGUUCAGGGACGUCAUGAGGAGGCCGAGUCGCUCCACCGCGAAGCACUCGAGGGCCGCCGGGCCAAGUUGGGCGGGAUGCACCCGGAUGCACUGACGUCGAUGAACAAUUUGGCGAAUUUGCUGCAGGCCCAGGGACGGUACGAGGAGGCCGAGUCGCUCCACCGCGAGGAGCUGGAGGCUUGCCGGGCCAAGUUGGGCGAGAUGCAUCCGCGUACACUGACAACGAUGAACAAUUUGGGGAAGUUGCUGCAGGUAUGGGGAUCCGAUGCAGAGGCGGAGCAGCUGCUCCGCAAGGCAUUGGAGGGUCGUCGGGCAAAGCUGGGCGAGACGCAUCCAGACACGCUGCAGUCGAUGCACGAUCUGGCAAAGGUGCUGCAGGAGAGAGGACAGUCGGAGGAGGCUGAGAAGCUCCAACGCCAAACGUUCGAGUCCAGUCCUGCGACGCGGUGA